UGGCUUCAAUCCGGCCGAUGCUUGCUGCUGCAGGGGUUCAUACGGCCUCGUGGUGUCGUAUUCCUUUAAUCCAACAAUAACAACUCUGUUUUUAAUAGAACUUGCAAGAAAAAUUAACGUUAAAUCAUCAUGGAUGUUGGAGAGCUUCUCUCAUUCAAGCCUGAGAUGGCAGUGAAACGAGCUCAAGAAGAAGAAGAAGAAGAAAAAGAACGACCUGGGAGGAAGCGAGGAAGGCUGGAAUCCAGAGGAUUAGGUCCACAGCCACCAACCCCCAACAUUGUCCCUACGGUGAAUUCUGCACGUACUCGUCAAAUUGUGGAAGAAAAGUUACAGCAACUUGAGGAACAGGAGGAUCCUGAUGAAGCCGAGGGUCCUCUGGAUGAAUCAAAACUCAAGAAGAUGAUUCUUGGAUUUGAGAAAAGAGUAUUGAAAAACCAGGAGCUUCGAAUAAAAUUUCCUGAUGAUCCAAGGAAGUUUAUGGAGUCUGAAAUUGAUCUGAAUGAUGCAGUAGAAGAGUUGCAUGUAGUGGCAACUGUGCCAGAGCUUUACCCAGUGUUGGUAGAGCUGGGAAUGGUAAAGAGUUUGCUUGCUCUCCUCAGCCAUGAUAACACUGACAUAGCCAUAGCAACUGUUGAUCUUCUCCAGGAGAUGACUGAAGUGGAGGACUUGCAGGAGGAAACUGGAGGUGAGGCAGUCAUUGAAGCUCUGCUGGAGGGUCAAGUUAUCACCAUCUUGGUCCACAAUCUCCAGCGCUUGGAUGAAACUCUUAAACCAGAAGCUGACGGUGUUCAUAAUACCUUAGGAAUUAUUGAAAAUCUUGCUGAGGUGCGUCCAGAGAUCUGCAGUGAAGCUGGACCAGGUGGUCUCUUAGCUUGGCUACUGAAGCGACUUCGCACUAAACUACCUUUUGAUGCUAAUAAAUUGUAUGCUUCAGAAAUCCUAGCUAUUUGUGUCCAAAGCCAUCAGGAAAAUUGCCUUCUUUUGGGAGAGAUGGAUGGUAUUGAUGUGCUCCUUCAGCAGUUGGCUGUGUACAAGAGACAUGACCCUUCUACUAGUGAAGAGCAGGAGAUGAUGGAGAAUCUCUUUAAUACUCUCUGUUCAUGUUUAAUGCUUGUGAGCAACCGUGACCUCUUCUUGCGUGGUGAAGGUCUACAGUUAAUGAACCUUAUGCUCAGAGAGAAAAAACUGUCACGUAACGGAGCAUUACGGGUUUUGGAUCAUGCGCUCACAGGUUCAGAAGGUGCUGACAACUGCAACAAAUUUGUAGAGAUCCUGGGCUUGCGAACCAUAUUUCCACUAUUCAUGAAGACUCCAGGCAAGCAUGGGAAAAAAGGACUCAAUAAAGAUCAGCAUGAGGAGCAUGUAGUCUCCAUCAUCAUGUCCCUCCUGCGUAACUGCCGUCCCAACCAGCGGACACGACUUAUCAACAAAUUCACCGAGAAUGAUCACGAGAAAGUUGACAGGCUAUUGGAGCUACACUUUAAGUACUUAGAGAAAGUACUAGCUACCAACUAUGCACUUGAAGAACAAGCCAAGGCUGAGAAUUUAGGUGAAGAUGACCUGUAUUUGAGGCGAUUGGAUGGGGGUUUGUUUACCUUACAGUUGGUUGAUUACAUCAUGCUGGAUGUGUGUGCCACUGGACCACCAUCCAUAAAAAGAAGAGUUCUUAAAAUUCUUAACCUCCGUAAUGCUUCUGUCAAGACUAUUAAAAACAUAAUGAGAGAGUAUGCAAGCAACUUAGGAGAUAAUAGCAGUUCUGAAAGUCAGGCAGAAGAGCAAGACAGAAUAUUGGAUCUUCUUGAUAAAUUCCAGAACACUUAAUACACAAGGAAUACUUGUCAUACAUACCAAUUGUGCUCUUUUUCAGAGACUCCAGCAUUCACUGUUAUUGUUUGCAGUUAAUAUGCUCAUUAAGGAGAAAAGCCUAGCAAAAUAUAUUUUCCAAAUACUUGAGCUAAAACUUAAAUAAGUGUUGAAGGUUAAGGUUCUGCUCAGUGUUGCUACCACUUCUGUGGAUUUUUUCUCAAGUAUAGUUUUCACAAUGUGUGUAAUUUUAAUUGGCAAAUUUUAUUUAGAUUUCCUUUUGGUGUCUACUCAUUUUUAGACAUACUGUAGUUACACAAGUAAUGAAAAUAUGAACAUUUUUAAAUUAUGAUUUAUAUUCUCAAGUGCAGAACUGCCAAAAACUAGAAAUACUUUAAUGUAAUAAUGUUAUAUGCUCUUACAAUCUCCUAUUUCCAUAAGUUGACUUCCUUUUGAUACAUUAGUUGGCAUAAAAUUUAUAGCAAUUAAAUUUCAUAAAAUUUAAUUAUUGAUUUUGUUAGUUUCAUUAACUAAAUAGUGUUAUGGUAGCUUGUGUUGAAUAACUUAUGGAGAAUAUAUGAUUGCAUUUUGCAUUGAAUAAAUAAAAAAAAAAGGCACAAUACCGUGACUGGAAUGAUACACAAAUAACCUGCACAUAGAAGUGAGGAGCUUACGACAAC
Molecule: messenger RNA, 2483 nt
Organism: Cherax quadricarinatus
Lineage: Eukaryota; Metazoa; Arthropoda; Malacostraca; Decapoda; Parastacidae
Source: RefSeq, a predicted model, not a curated record